AUGUUUGCAGAAAAUAAUACCAAGAGGCCUCCCUCCCGCAGACCAAGGGAGGGAGAAGAAAAGGACGAGCACAAAAAGCGACAAAGAGAGGGCAAAGCAACUGAGCGAGCAGCGCAGAAGAAGCUCAUUGACCGCCUUGACACGCUUGUUCCUGUUGCUGCUGUGCCAGGCAGGUUUCUCAACGGCGGCCUCCGAUCCAAAAGAACGACAGUGCAGCUCUACGAGGACUGUGUCAACCACUGCAGGCAGCUCCAGGACCCACAUCGCGCUGAUCCAGAAGGGGCACAAGAAGGGAAACAUGGGUCCAGGGGACGGGGGGAAGGUGCAGAAGCACAAGGGCUUGACCCGAGUGGGAGGUUGCCGUGGGUGUCAGGGCAGGAGCUGAUGGAAGCCUGUCUGAGCAGCAGCAGGGAGAGGCUGCUGGUUGUGGAGCUGCCUGAGUGGACGGUGGUAGAGAUGAGCGCGAGGCUGCGGCAGGACUUUGCGAGCGCUGCGUUUGAGGGCGACCUGAUCGGUCAGAGCUUCGGGCACCUGGUGGACUUUGACAGCUUGAACGCCCUGCGGUCCUUCAGCAAGGUUAUGAGUCUUCGGCAAGGAGACGUCAGCUCCCUGUCGCUGGUGAUCACCGUGCGGACGUUCCGGAGCAAGUCGGUGGUGGAGCGGCGGAUGAGGAUGACGACGCUGCAUGCGAGGGCGGCGGGGAGGUCGAUCUUCAUGCUGGAGGCUGCGGGCGAGGAGAGCCGGGGAGGAGGCGGGAGGGAGGAGGAGGAGGAGCCGGACUGGAACAGGAGGGACAUGAUGGGGUAUAGCGGGUGCUUUGGGUAUGACUUUGGGCGGUCGACGUCGACGCCUUAUGACUUUGAUCGGGCCAUCUAUGAGGUGCAGAGAGAACCGCGAUCGGUGACCAUGAUGUCGAUGAUUCUCCCCAAGCUGCAGUCGGAAGCUUCAUCCAGCGCCGUCAUCGAUCGAGUUGCUUCCACCUCGGCGAUUAACGCUCUGCAGAAGACGCUUUACUCUUUCAUCCUGUCUCAUCAUGAGCUGCAAAUCAUGUUUGACAACAAGACAGCCCACGAGAUACCGUUUGCAGUCUUUCUGCGGCUGAAGCUUCCGCUGUCACUGGGAGGAUACCGGUCGCCGUGGGUGAAGGUGGUGGAGGCGAGUCUCAACGGCUCCUUGUGCGGCUCCUUCGCAGAACAGGGCAGAAUUUACAGCUACAUUGUUCAUGAUGAACACUGCGGGGUGUACAGGAGCAUCAUGGAGGAGCCCUUCGUGUACAAGUACGUCCUGAAGCGAGUUGGUGACGUCGAUCGGGCGCUACAGGCGGACUGGCUGUUACAGCAUGCAGAGGAGAACAGAAGCUUCGAGUUCUCUUUGUAUGUUUAUUACUGA
Messenger RNA from Guillardia theta CCMP2712, 1389 nucleotides. RefSeq lists its product as hypothetical. The record is from RefSeq and is a predicted model, not a curated record. The transcript is spliced from 9 exons. Bases 1 to 1389 code for a protein of 462 amino acids. Lineage: Eukaryota; Cryptophyceae; Pyrenomonadales; Geminigeraceae.